UUCAUACAGUAACACCCACUAAACCCUAGCUACAGAAUAAGAGGGUUUUUUCUUUUUCUUCCUCUUGUUGAAGAUCGCCGCCGCCUCCCUCACCACCGCCACAAACUUCGUCUCCCGCCGCCGCCGCCCCCCACCGCGACGCCAUGGCGCUCUACCGCCGUCUCCUCCUCCUCCGCCGCCUCUCCACCCUCCACCCGCACCCCUCCCUCUCCUCCUCCUCCUCCUCCACCGCCUCCCCCGCCGCCGCCGCUUCCGCCACGCACCACCUCCUCCCUCCCCACGCGCCGCUCGCACCCCACGCCCGUGGCUUCGCCUUCUCCUCCGCCGAGGAGGCCGCGGCCGAGCGGCGGAGGCGCAAGCGGAGGCUCCGCAUCGAGCCGCCGCUCCACGCGCUCCGCCGCGACCCUUCCGCCCCGCCCCCGCCGCGCGACCCCAACGCACCGCGCCUCCCGGACACCACCUCCGCGCUCGUCGGCCCGCGCCUCAGCCUCCAUAACCGCGUCCAGUCCCUCAUCCGAUCCGGCGACCUCGACGGCGCCUCCGUCGCUGCACGCGCCGCGGUCACCUCCCGCGUCCGCCCCACCGUCUUCACCUGCAACGCCGUGGCGGCGUCCAUGGUCCGCGCGGGGCGCCACGACGACGCCGUCUCCCUCUUCGACUUCUUCUUCCGCCGAUCCAACAUCGUCCCCAACGUCGUCUCCUACAACACCCUCAUCCUCGCCCACUGCGAGGCCGCCCGCGUCGACUCCGCGCUGCAGGUGUACCGCGAGAUGCUCGACAAGGCCCCCUUCUCGCCCUCCGCCGUCACCUACCGCCACCUCACCAAGGGCCUCGUCGCCGCCGGCCGCAUCCAGGACGCCCUCGAUCUCCUGCGCGAGAUGCUCAACCGCGGCCAGGGCGCCGACUCCCUCGUGUACAAUAAUCUCAUCGCCGGUUACAUCGAGGAAGAUAACUGGGACAAGGCAUUCGAGCUCUUUGAGGAGCUCCAGGGGAGGUGCUUGGUCUACGAUGGUGUCGUGCACACCUCCUUCAUGGAGGGGUACUGGAAGAAAGGAAUGGACAAGGAGGCCAUGGAGAAUUACCAGUCGCUAUUGGACAAGAAGUUCAGGAUGACCCCCGCCACCUGCAAUGUGCUGCUUGAGACGCUCUUCAAGCAUGAUAAGGACAAGGAGGCGAAUGACCUCUGGGAGACCAUGAUCGACAACCACACCCCGCCGAGCUUCAUUGGCAUCAACAGCGAGUCCUACAAUGUCAUGGUCAAUCAGUGCUUCAAGAAGUGCAAAUUCCAUGAGGCAAUUGAGGUGUUCCACCGGCAGCCCAGGAAGAACGUCCAGAUGGACGUUGGCUGCUUCAACAACAUCAUCGGGAAGCUUUGUGAGAAUGGAAUGCUUGAAGAGGCAGAGAAGCUUUUUGAGGAAAUGGAAACCAAGUCGGUGCUUCCAGACGUGUACACCUACACUUACCUGGUUGAUUCAUGCUUCAAGGUGGGCCGCGUGGAUGAUACAAUUCAGUAUUUCUAUAAGAUGGCAGACGGAAGGGAGCAUGGCCCGAAGUUCAAUAUUGGUUUCUUCAAUCGGAUGUUUGAAGGGCUUACAGAAGCUGGCCGGAUGGAUGAUGCCUUGAAGGUAUAUGGAAGGAUGCCUGACAAGGAGAUCAAGCCAAACACAACCACCUUUGAGACCCUGGUUAAUGCAUUGUGUAAGGAAGGGGACUUGGAUAAAGCACGGGAGUUGGUGAGUGACAUGGCAAAAGGCGGUGUCACUCCUCCUCCUGAGUUCCGGGAUUCUGUUAUUGACAUUUUUAAGAACGCUGGCCGGCAGGAAGAGAUUGAGAAAGCUUUUGAAGAGAAACCAGUGCCAUUGCCUCCUCAGCCAAGGCCAGAGUAUCGCCCUCGCAAUUCACCUCAGGGGCUGCCAGGAUUUGCAUCCAAUCAGACACGGGGUAGCUACAUGCCUCACCAAGGCCAACCGACAUAUGGUUCUCAACCACUUCAUCCUGGCGUUGGUGGAUCCCAAGCGAUACAGCCUCAGGGGAUGCCUUUGAGACCUCAGCAACCUGUGUUUGGAGGCCCUCAAGUUGAUAAAUCAGAGUUUGGUGGCCGCCCGUUGCAGCAUGGACCUAGCGCCCCUGAUCCACGACAACCUGGGGUUGUCUCCAUGACUCAACCUCCAAAUGUCAGUACUCCCAAUACAUGGCAGCAUUCUGGAGUUCAUGCAACUCAAGGAACACACCAUGGGAUGGGUUCUCCUCGUCCAUGGCAACAAUCAGUUGGCAUUGGUCAAGUGCAACAAACUGAUUAUAGCUCGGGUCCACCGAUGCAGCCUGGUUUUGGUCACCCUCAACCACCACAACCAAUGCAUAGUGCUCCUCAGACUCAGCAGCCUGGGUAUGGCACAUCUCAUCCAUGGCAUACAGGGUUCAAUGCUCCACAAGUGCAACAGCCUAGUUAUGGUGGACCUCAGUCAUCGCAGCAUGCUGUUGGCUCCACUCAGCCACCGCAGGCACAGUUUGGUGCUCCUCAAGCACCACCACCAUUACCUGGUUUUCACUAUCAGAACAGACCAGAGUAUGGUCAAGCAGUAGAUCAGCAUAAUCGUUUUGGGUCUCCCCAGGGUGAGCCAAGAUUUCACACACAGCCUCGACAGCAGGGAUUUGAUGCUCAGGCUCCUGGAAAUCAUGCUCUGCAAGGUCAGAACAGUUUUAACGCUCGUCGAGGACAAGUAGGGUUUGGAAAUCAAGGGGCACCGCCUGAAUAUGGGGCUUCCCCAAGCCAACCCUCACAUGGUGCUGCCUGGAACCAAAGAGGCUAUGGAUUGUCUGAAGAUCAAGAAGAUGUAAAUCAGCAAGUGGUGCCUCAUGCUUAUGCACGUGUAAGAUGAAGGAUAUCUCCAUGAUGCAUACUCAAUAAGAGCAACUCAGGUUCCUCAAGCAUCAGCUAGUUCAAUAGCAUUUGGUUUGGGACUAUUUUUCGGAAAUGAAAUCUUUUGGACCAGGGAAAAAUAUUGAGUUAGUCAUUCAACUAUGUUAACACUGAUUAUACGUUUGUGAUGGUUUAGUCACCAAUUGGUCAACUCAGUAAUCAUAUUGCUAGAAUAUUUUGUGCUUGUCAACUUUGACCUUUUUCCUCUCUCUAUUUUCCUGAAAGAAAGGCCAUGCUGGUAUGCUUGUAUGUAUUUCUCACGUGUGGGAUUCUUUUUUUGUUGCUUGGAUUAGUUAUGCUCUCUAUUUACUCACUGCUCCAGUAAACUUCAACGGUAUGCAAAAAGAUACAUUUCCUUUUGUCAUUAAUGACUUUCUUACUCUUA
Oryza sativa Japonica Group (Japanese rice) is the source of this 3305-nucleotide messenger RNA. Its product is annotated as pentatricopeptide repeat-containing protein At1g10270. Lineage: Eukaryota; Viridiplantae; Streptophyta; Magnoliopsida; Poales; Poaceae. Gene Ontology annotation, molecular function: protein binding. The record is from RefSeq and is a predicted model, not a curated record.